AUGAUCCUCCGCAAGGCUUGCACCAACUGCACAACCUCUAAACGGAAAUGUGUGGUCGAGAAACCAAAAUGCACUCGGUGUGCCCAGAGGAACCUUGAAUGCGUGUAUGAUCUCGAGCCUCUCAAGACCCCGCCCACAAAUGCCGAGAGACUAGUUGCACUCGGUUUUGAUCCAUUAAGCGCCCAAUCUGUCGGAGUCUGCAUAAUCAAUACUGUCACGCUCCAAGGUCCACAUAUAGAUCCGGCAAUAUGUGCUCCCGGCCUUGAUAGAACCGUGCAUAUCACACGGAUAGGAUUCGGGACCGCGCCGGGUCUUAUCAGAGCAGGGAAGCCUGCGUCAUUUGUACAUCCGAAGCUGAAUAUGCAGGGUGUGUAUAACCAUUUUGCAGCCUUGAUCGAGGGAAAAACUAUUGGGGUGCAUUCCGAAGGCUUCAAACAACUGAUUCGGCUUGAAAGAAAGAGGUUGUGCUUAAAGGAAGCUCUCACCGCAGUUCAGGUCCUGCUAGUUCAUCUGGAAGCAUCGGCCUUUUCAUCAUCGCGAGCAGAACGGGAUGACGCGGACAGGUCUCUCGUUCUCUUAUCUGAGUGGACGCAAGCACUCUUUGGCUUAGUGGAUACCAGACUUCCAAAAGGUUCUCCAUGGCAGGACUGGCUUUUAGGAGAAAGUAUUCGCCGGACUAUUUUCAUGUCGUACGUCCUGCAUAUGUCCGUACACAGCUACAAACAUGGCUACUGUCCGAACUAUCUCUUCAUGGAAUCUCUCCCAUUCGACGCCCGCCCGGGCCUGUGGAUGGCCGAGUCCCCUCAUGCGUGGAUCGCCGCAGCCCAUGCCCGAUGUGGCGAGGAUGUUGGUGAGGAACUAACGUCAUAUCAUACAUUCGCCGCGGGAGUGCGUGGCCAGACGUUGGAUUUUGGUGGAGACGUGCUGCUUACCUUGGCUGCCUUUGCACAUAACGGUGCGGGAACUAAACCUGUUCAGUCUACAUAG
Molecule: messenger RNA, 987 nt
Organism: Penicillium malachiteum
Lineage: Eukaryota; Fungi; Ascomycota; Eurotiomycetes; Eurotiales; Aspergillaceae
Product: Zn(II)2Cys6 transcription factor domain-containing protein
Exons: 2
Coding region: 1-987 (328 amino acids)
Biological process (GO): regulation of DNA-templated transcription
Molecular function (GO): zinc ion binding; DNA-binding transcription factor activity, RNA polymerase II-specific
Source: RefSeq, a predicted model, not a curated record